Molecule: messenger RNA, 3393 nt
Organism: Eimeria maxima
Lineage: Eukaryota; Apicomplexa; Conoidasida; Eucoccidiorida; Eimeriidae
Product: SRS47A, putative
Exons: 1
Coding region: 1-3393 (1130 amino acids)
Biological process (GO): protein phosphorylation
Molecular function (GO): ATP binding; protein kinase activity
Source: RefSeq, a predicted model, not a curated record
AUGACAGGAAGUCCCGUCGCCUCACCAGUCUCGCUGCCGCCCAUUGCGUGCGCCUGGAGGCGGAGAUCUGCCGCAAUCGACGCGGGAGAUUCUGCUGGUCCCAGCCGUCUUCUGGAGGGUUGGCUGCAGCUACAGGCAAACCCCGGAAAAAACAGACCGCAACAAGCGCAUCACAACUACAACCAACAGACGCAUAAGCCUAUUCUUCGUUUUUCUGCAGCUUCACACGCCACACCACCAGAAAGAGGGUGGCUUCAUUCCUAUGAAGCAACAACAGUACAAGCGGCAGGAGCAGCAACACUAGCAACGGCAAGCGAGACCCCAGGCUUGUCACCUGUAGGUCCUCAACCCGCAAGCCUUCUAGCAGUUGAAGCAGCUGCAGCAGGAGCACCCGCUGCUGCUGCUAAUAGCCCCCAAUCUAAUAAAGGCGUAUCUAUGGAGGGCUCUGCUGCUUCUUUACGGUUUGAUGUGGGCAAAAAACUGGCGAUGUUUAGAGCAGCUGUCCAAAUAAGAAAAAAGCGCCAGGAGUUUGAUAGGAGACGCAGACAAAGUCUAAUUGCGCUCAUACAGCAUGCUCAGCAACCACAGGCGCAGGAACAACAACAGCAGGAACGACGAGCACCCGAGCAAAUGGCUGGCCAACACGGGCAGCAGCAACAACAGGCGGCAGCCGCUCAAACUGCAGGCAAUCUGGGGCCUCUCUGGACUGUAGGGUGCUACCUGCAGCAGCAGCAGCUGCAGCAAUCAAAGCAACGCAAAAGAGAUGGGGAAUCAACAACCUCAAAAAUAGCCAAAUCGUACUUGUGGCAGUGGGGUGGGAAACCAGCAACAGCAGCAUCAGCAACAGCAAACUGUGAUGGUGUUGCUGCAAAUGUCGCAUGUGCAACUCGGGGGAGGAGGAGUAUCUACCGCCGCGUGUCCGUUGAGGGGCAUCAGAACAACAACAGCCCCAGCAGCAGAAGGAAGGAUUUCGGUGUAGGUUUAGGGAGGAGGAGGAGUCUGUUGAGCCACGUUGCCUCGCUGCAGCGAAAGCAGCUGCUGGGGCCGCAGCGGCUACGGCUGCUACGGAGACAGCUGGAGGUUGUGCAGUUGUUGGGAGAGGGGGCGAGCGGGUCAGUUUGGAAAGUGAGGCAGAAAAGUAGCGGGAAGAUAUUUGCUCUAAAGGUAAUAAAGAAAGAAAGCCCCAAAGAAGACCCAAGGAUUGCAUGUGCGCGCCGGUAUGCGGAGCGAUACGUGUUGAUGCAUGGCGAUAUGUCUAGACACCUGGUGGGGCUGCAUGCGGCGUUCCAAGACAAGCACAGUUUGUUCCUGUUGCAGGAUUUUGCAGCUGGACAUACACUGAGGGAGCUGAUGCAGCAGAGGGGUCCCCUAGAGGAAGAAGAGGUAAGAGAGUACGCGUUGCAGUUAGCAGAGGCUCUGCAUGCAAUACACCGCCUUGGCUUCCUCCAUAGAGACGUUAAACCUGAAAAUAUUAUCAUUGACUCUUCAAAACAACUACGCCUUACAGACAUGGGGCUGGCAUUAGCAGCAAUCCCAGCAGGCCCUCUGCAUGCGCUGCAGCAGCAGCGCUGCACCCUCUCCGCAGCAGCCCCAGUGGGGGGCCCCCUAACAUCCCCACAACCACGCUUUGGGGGGUCCUGCAGCUUCGAAGCGACACAGAUAGGGCCUUUACAAGACAACCCCACUAUCUGUUCCAGCUGUCCUCUCCAUGCCGAGGCUAUGCCUACACCUGAGCUGUCUUGUUCCUCCGGCCGUGAGGAAGCCCCCUCCCUCAGGGAAGCUGGCGCAUGCUGCUGCUUGGGUGCCCCUGGGGGCCCCCCAUCCCUUGCCAGUUGGCGGCUGCAACAACUUUCCAGCACAGAAGACAUCUCUUCUGCGGGAACCCUCCACUACAUGGCCCCUGAGGUUGCUCUGGGGGCCCAGCAAAGACACGCUAAACCCGUGUGCCAGCAGGGGCUCCCAAGCGGGCCCCAGCUGGAGCUCCAGCAGAGACAACAAGGGGGGCCCCAAUGCUCCCCGCAAACGUCUCAAGCAACGCCCAAUGAGGAGGCACCGGCCCCAAAGAGGCCCCCAAAGAGCCUCCAGGAGUCGUUUCCGCAGGGGGGACCGGAGGGGGCCCCACGAGUAUCCUCCGAAGGCCCCACCUUCGGCUCUGCAGAAGAUAGAUUGAUUGAUGCUGAAACAGAUGUAGGAGACUCAGUUAAGGCAGACUGGUGGAGCUACGGGGCUGUUGUUUACGAGUGUCUCUUCGGCUUCCCACCUUUAGGACGCUUCUAUUUAAGAAGGAAAAACCCCGCAGCACAUUGUAAUAAAAGCAGGCAGCCACACUCUAUGCAGGCAGGCCAGUCGUCCACUGCACCAGUAGCAGCAGCACCAACAGCAGCAGGAACAGCAGACACAGAAGCAGAAGAAGCAGCACCAGACGCAAACCGGAUUGCAGAAGUCGAAGCAACAGAAGUUGCAGAAGCAGCAACAGCAACAGCAGCAGGAACAUCUAUUUCUACAGUGGGGGAAGUUGUCAAUAACCCCGAGUUAGUGUUGUGCAUGCUUAAACGCUUUGAGGAUUUUAUUGCGUUGCCGCCUGAACCUUUUGUUGUCUCUUCUAGUAGAAGAGAGCAGCAGCACGGAGAUUGCCAGAGGUCGGAGAGACAGCAGCAGCAAAGAGCUACCUCACCUCAUCAGAAACAGCGACAGCCGCAGGAACAACAGCAGCAUCAACAACAACAGCAGCAACAGCUGCCUGUUGUCUCCUUGGAGGCGAUUGAGUUCUUAAGGAAUCUGCUGUGUGCUGCUGAGAGGCGUUUCGUGUACAGAGACAUUACGAGACACCCAUGGAUCUGUAGACAUAAUUCCUCGGCCCCACGCUACACCAGCAGCAACGGCAGCAGCAACAGCAACACAAGCAGCAACAGCGAGAGCCGCGCUUGUCUCGUGGUGUGCUACAAGGACUUAAAACCUCAAGACAGGCUGUCUGUUACCCCAAAGGAGACAAUCGUCUCUCUGGAGACAACAAAGAUAGAUAUGGCCCUAAAGGAGAGUCUGACGGGCAAGGUGUCUCCAAGAAAAGACAGGAAAACAGCCUGUGGAGAGUGCGAGCCCUCUGCUGUCUCCUCGUCGUAUUCUGUCUCCCCUGCUGCACCAGCAGCACCGCCUUCCAGCUCUGCUGCUCUGCCUUCUGCUGCAGCAUGCAGCUGGGGCGGAGGCAAUUGGGGCCCUCAGGACAGCCCCUUUUCCAUGCAAGGAAAGCAGCAAUCCUCAACUGCCUGGGAGACAGACUUCCGCUUCCUUGGCUUUGACUUCAAUGCCCAACAGCGAAGGGCAGCAGCAGCGCAGCAACAACUCCGAGCCGCCCUCCAAGGCAGCAGCGGGGCGGCUGCCCCGGUGUCUGACUGA